GGCUUCCCGGCAUGGCGCUUCCCUCGUUUCAAGUGUACUUCGUUAACCACCUUUCUUUAGAACCCCCCCAUCCGGCAUCUCGCAUCUCACACCUACCUCGCACUCCUCCAUCCCACUGUUAGCUUUCCACUCUGGAUACCGCAUAUUUGUCGCUGCUGAAAGCCAACACCUCUUCCACUUCUUGUCGACUAUAUCGCCUCUCCUUGUACCCUGGUUGCCAUUUUGCCCUUUCGCGGGCUUCUUAUCUUGCCGCCAUCCAUCUCCGCGACUUACACAAUUCCCCAGCUCGCCGCCGCCGCCAGCAUAUCGCACCCACCCAAGUUCUCAUCUCGAGUCUACCGCGCACCCGCAUCUGCUCUUUUUUGCGCUCUGCGUCGGCGUCGCACCGGCCUGGCGAUACUGUGCCUGGACAACUCCAGUCAUUGACAGCGCUCUGCGACUACUUAUAAUAUCCGGACUGCGGCAUAGCCUCACUGUGCGGCUGAGCUAGUCUGCAAGGUGUACUUGGAUACCACAUUCUUACCACCAAUUGAGCACAAUCUCGAGCCUUAUCCCGGCCUCAGACGGCAGUAUACUCCAGGAGGAGCCAUCGUUUCUCGGCGGCCCCAAGCGCUUCAUCAUCCUUCCCACCUGGUCCCUUCUCCGCAUCUCUUCUAAAUCGGCGGUUCGUGCCUGAGCGAUUGUGUUAAAAAAGAUGGACAAUCCCCGAGGGAGAUCUCCCUCGAGAGGCAAUGCGCAGCACAUAAGCCCUCAGCCUUCCCCAAACCAUUACCCCGGCAUUGUACCUGGAGUAGACCCCUCGGUUCAACAAGCCUUGACCACUGGCAAGUUCAAUACCUCCAGCAACGUCUUCAACAAUCCCUUCCUUGCUUCUCAGCAACAGGGCGGACUCCAACCCGAUCCAAACGAGCCCAGUUUCUAUAAUAAUAGCCAAUAUCAUCAGAACAUUUAUUCAGAUCCUCAAUUCGGAGGCCAGGGUCUGGACCAGUCCUUCAGCAGCGGUGGCUUCAUGUACCAGGGCGAAGAUAUGGCCGGUGAUUACAGCCAGACCUAUUCUUUGAACCAACCCUUCGACAUGAACCCUCAGAACAAUGUAAACCCGGCAGAAUUGAGCAAGGUGUCUUCACCCCAGGAUCACCAGUCCCCGAAUCUGCAUCCUCCCGAGAAUCAUUCGUCUCAGCCAGGUUCGCCAGCUUCAACAAAUGGCCAGUACUACACCCCUCAGCAUUCAAGAAAUGCUUCGCUCGACCCCUCCAGUGCCUAUUCCGGCCUGAGUUUCCAACAGCACCGGAGAGCGCCAUCGGAGCAUAGCGAUAUCUCGUCCGCGAACCAUUCCCCCUACCUUGCUCAUACAGAAUUGCACAACCCAGGAGUCGACACUAACCACUCGCCGUAUCUUCCCGCACAACCGGACACGAGCAACGCGUUUGGGAUGGAGAGCUUUAGUUUGGGCGAUCAGGCGCCGUACCGGUCUCCCAGGCUGAUGCCAAGUAUGGAAGCCAAUCAACAGGGUCUUGGACUGGACGGAAGUGGCUUGCGUCUGGGUCAGCCCCUGGGAAUUCCAGUGCCCGACGUAUAUACCACACAGGCGCCCCAAUACCAGCCGCCCGUUGUUCCCAGCAAUCAUUUGCGGAAUACCUCGGUCGUCUCGGACAUUGGUCAAGCUGAUCAGUUCCAACCUCCAACGAUCAACAUUGAACCGGCGCCGGUGUCGAGACAGCAAAGCUUCGGGCCGCAGGGCGAGGCCACUGAAGGUGCUUUGAGUCCUCCUUCGAAUAACAGGGGCCGUAACCGAAGCAAAUCCGAUGUCACAUUCACACGCCCCUUGUCAAGGUCGAGUUCGCCGGGGCUCACUGCGACUAACGCGAACCGCAACAGCCUCUCUGUCCGAUCCAGCACUCCUGAGAGAGGUCAAUCACUCUCUCGGGAAUCAUCCCCUGGACCAGGUGUACAAUCUGGGCGCAUUGACAAGAACCGCCGAGCUAGUACCUCGUCCAUGGGUCAAAGCAGGGAUUAUAUUUUGGAUCUCGCCGAUCCUACCAGGCCAAACGCAUCUCCUUCCGGAUCAAAUACGAGGGUCCAAAAACACCCCGCUACGUUCCAAUGUAAUCUAUGUCCGAAACGGUUUACAAGGGCCUACAAUCUACGAUCGCAUCUACGAACGCAUACCGAUGAACGACCUUUCGUGUGUACAGUCUGUGGAAAGGCGUUUGCAAGACAACAUGAUCGCAAACGCCAUGAAGGCUUACAUAGCGGGGAGAAGAAAUUCGUCUGCAAAGGCGAACUCCACUCAACGCCGGGUCAGCAUUGGGGAUGCGGAAGGCGGUUUGCAAGAGCGGAUGCCCUUGGUCGGCAUUUCCGCAGUGAAGCCGGACGGAUAUGCAUCAAACCCCUUCUGGAGGAAGAGAAGGCAGAGCGGCAGAACAGAGCGAUGAUGGAGCAGCAGCAACAGCAGCAAGCACAUUAUGCUCAGCAAGGCGGGCUGCAACCCGUUCCUCAGCCAAUGAUGAUUGGCAUGGACCCCACGACAGGUGCUGGUGGGUUCGCUUUACCCGCAGCGCUCCUGCAGCAGUAUCCUGCAUUGCAGAACAUAGAUUGGUCGCAAAUUUCGACCGUCGACGAUCAAGGAGACCUCAGCGACGUUGGCGGUAUGGGAAGAUCAGGGUUCGAUGCAUCAAGCGGUGGAGAGUACUAUGAUGAGGACAUAUCAGAUGGCUACGUAAGUGGCAACGGGAUGGAUUUUUCGAACCCUGCGGCGCAGCAGAUGUACAUGGGAAGCUGAGUCUAUGACUUGGAUUGUUUUUGAUGUUGCUUUCUGGUACUUUGCUCUUUUGAUGAUAUCCCUGGUUUGGUCCUUGGUUUCCUUCUUUUUCUUUGGCUGGCCUGAUGGUCAGAAACUGGUUUCGGAUGUUUGAUAGAUUGUUUGUGUCAAUGAUCCUGAUGACAACGGCGGACGGCAAUAAGGAAGAAAGUGCAGGGCUUUGGACAAGCCCCAGAGAUACUACCCCUGUAAUGAUGUCAAUGAAAUGAUGCAGUUGAUGGACUCUUAAA
Cladophialophora immunda is the source of this 3051-nucleotide messenger RNA. RefSeq lists its product as uncharacterized. Gene Ontology annotation, cellular component: chromatin. The transcript has 3 exons. Lineage: Eukaryota; Fungi; Ascomycota; Eurotiomycetes; Chaetothyriales; Herpotrichiellaceae. Gene Ontology annotation, biological process: regulation of transcription by RNA polymerase II. The coding region runs from base 695 to 2782 and encodes 695 amino acids. Gene Ontology annotation, molecular function: RNA polymerase II cis-regulatory region sequence-specific DNA binding; DNA-binding transcription factor activity, RNA polymerase II-specific. The record is from RefSeq and is a predicted model, not a curated record.